Sipha flava (yellow sugarcane aphid) is the source of this 510-nucleotide messenger RNA. Its product is annotated as piggyBac transposable element-derived protein 4-like. The transcript has a single exon. The record is from RefSeq and is a predicted model, not a curated record. The coding region runs from base 1 to 510 and encodes 169 amino acids. NCBI's taxonomy places the organism in Eukaryota, Metazoa, Arthropoda, Insecta, Hemiptera, Aphididae.
AUGAUUUCAACUAAGCAUGAUAGUACUACUACAGAUCUACAAAUAAGAGGAAAAACAGUUAAAAAACCUAAAGUAGUUGUAGAUUACAAUAUUGGUAAAAGUUCUAUUGUUCUUUCUGAUCAGAUGAGCUCUUAUUCUAACCCUCUUCGCCGUAGCCAGAAAUGGUAUAGAAAAGUUACAUUAGACGCACUGUUAAAUAUAAGUGUUGUAAAUGCUCUUGUCUUAUUCCAAGCAGUUACCUCAUCAAAAUUAUCUAUAACAGACUUUAGAGCCCAACUUGUUGAACAGUUAAUCAAAAAAGAGUCUAUUCCAGAAAAUAUACCAGAAACACAUAAAUUAGUAAAAUCAAAUAGAAGUAAAUGCAGCAAGUGUUAUGCAAAAAUGGUUAUAGCUAAAGGCAGAACAUUUGCACAAAAACAUGUAAAUAAAACAUUUACAAAGUGUUUUUUAUGUGACAAGUAUUUUUGUAUGAAUUGUUUUUUUGAGGAACAUAAAUUUGUAAAAAAGUAA